AUGGCGGUGGGUCCCGCUCCACGUGAUAUUCCUGAUUUCAAGGCUGGGGAACAAGGAGGAAAAACAUACGCAGUCAAGGCAGGAAAGGCAGGAAAGUCUCCACCCGGCUGGCACCUUGCGUCUGAUCCCUUGCAGAUCGGCGGCAUUAAUAAGACAGUCUGGGCCCAGCGGAGGUUACCUGCGAGCUUCCCGAAUUGGAAUGGGAUGAUACGGUAUUCUAAAAACAUUGUUGUCGAACUCUGCUUUGCCCCUAUGUUGGUGACGUCGUCUUACCGAGCAAGCGGCGGUAAUCCUGGUUACAUGGGCUUGUCAGGUACCGCGGCUGGAUAUCCAAAGAACAAUACGGGGGGCGGGGAGGGGGGGGAGAUGGAAGUCCCUGUAAUCCUUUUGAUCCUUGAUGGUUGA
Histoplasma capsulatum G186AR is the source of this 405-nucleotide messenger RNA. RefSeq lists its product as uncharacterized. The transcript is spliced from 2 exons. Bases 1 to 405 code for a protein of 134 amino acids. The record is from RefSeq and is a predicted model, not a curated record. NCBI's taxonomy places the organism in Eukaryota, Fungi, Ascomycota, Eurotiomycetes, Onygenales, Ajellomycetaceae.